UUCAUAUUUCAUGCACAAUAAUUCCACUAAUUUACCACAAAAAUAAAUAAAUAAAAUGGCUGUUUUCCACAUGUCAUCGGACGGGUACUUCGUCCGUACAUGGCCCACUUCUUCGUCCGUCGACGUCUACGUCAUCGACUACACCGGCGACGUAUACGACCCGGACCUCAUCCGGUACUGGGACGCCGGCCGCUGGCGGGGCAGCCCGAUAAAAGUGGGGCCCUCCGGCGACUCCAAAUUCAGAGCCCUUGAGGUUCACGGGGUCGUAAUCGAGGGCAACCAGUUGACCCAGCUGUGGAACGACCUGACCCUGGUCGGUACAUCGGACGGCGGCCAGAAUUUCUGUCUCGUGGCGAAUCGGAACGGGCUCUGCUUCCUCUUAGUCGGCAGCCCGUCGGUGAAGCGGCUGCGGGUCAACGACUACUUCGGGUGGGCCAAGUACGGCGUGAAGCCGCCAAUCGGCACGUCGACGAUUUGGAACAGGUGCGAUCUGAGCAGUGGGGAGACGUUGGUGGAUGUAGGUCUGUUGUUGAAGAACAAGGAGAAGGAGAUGCAGGGGAACAAGGAAGUGGAAUCCCUGUGGGAGAAAUCCGUGCAAGAGAAGGACAAGCAGUUGGCUAUGGUGGUGGAGAGAAACAAAGAAGUGGAAUCCAUGUGGGAGAAAUCCUCGCAAGAGAAGGAUAAGCGGCUGGUUAAGCUCAUGGAUGCCAUGCAAGCCUUGAUUUACGAGGUUUAAGAAUCAUCGCAUCAUGAGUUGCAUAUAUAUAAGUAAGCGUUCUGCAGUGUGCGGUUGUUUAUGGUAUUGUCCUCCUAAUCAAAUCUCCCUUCAAAUUGUGUACUAACUUAACAUUAUG
Molecule: messenger RNA, 854 nt
Organism: Linum tenue
Lineage: Eukaryota; Viridiplantae; Streptophyta; Magnoliopsida; Malpighiales; Linaceae
Source: the annotation of a GenBank genome assembly